This is a messenger RNA of Cryptomeria japonica (Japanese cedar), 6939 nucleotides long. RefSeq lists its product as uncharacterized. The record is from RefSeq and is a predicted model, not a curated record. NCBI's taxonomy places the organism in Eukaryota, Viridiplantae, Streptophyta, Pinopsida, Cupressales, Cupressaceae. Bases 329 to 6133 code for a protein of 1934 amino acids. The transcript has 11 exons.
UUAUGUUCUUUAGUGCUGACAUGCCAUCGGUGUGGUUCCAAACGCCUCCAAAGAUAACAAAAAACUCAAUAUAAAUUUACGUCGACCUAAAGACCACAAGCUUUUAAUAAAUUUUGUGUCUCACAUAAGGCAAAAGCUUGCGAGUACAGAGCUUGGUUUUCCUCUUCCCGCCCCAAUUUUAGGGGAGCAUUCUGCCUCUAAUUUCCGUCUAAUAAAGAUCGAAUUAAAAGUGCAUUCAUCUUCGUGGGGAUCGAUUGCUGGUCGGUUGCAAGGAUAGUAUUUGAAGAGAUUUGAUGUAUUGUAGAGGAAUGAAGGAAGGACGCUACAUAUGCACAACAUGGAGAAAAAUGGCAGAGAUGGAGAUGACAUUGGCUCUGGGUGGCUUGAAGUCAAGAAGAAGCACAGAUCAAAUACCAAACUCUCCAUUGCCCAGAGUAUUGGCUCUGGCAUAGCGCGCCCUGAGUUGUUGAGGAAAGGACAAGUGGGAUUUUCACAGAAUCACACUUCAAUAUCUGGGCAAGGAAGGCAAAUUUCCUCUAAUAAAUCUUCAAGUUCAAGGAACCCACAAAAAAAUGAAAAUGAUGAGAGAAAUGAACUUAACAAAAAGACAAUGCUUGAAAACAAGGAAUCGGAUAUCAGAGUACAAGUUCAUAAUUCGCAAGUCCUCGAAGAGGAAACGGUCAAGAAAAUAGUUGAGCAUUCGCUUCAAUUUGGUGAAAUUAAGCCUUCUGUUCAGGCAAUUGGUGAUUAUCUGGAGAAUGUUGAAUUGAAAGACAGGGCAACUAUAAGAAAGCAUGUUCAGGAGAAUUGUGUAAGAGACACUUCUAAUAUUGUUAACCUUGAGGUAGUUUCUCCAAUUGCACAGGUUCCCAAAAUUAAGUGGGGGAAUCUUGAAGAAGAUGAGCUGAAAGGAACUGACUCCACAGUGAUGGGCACUGAACUAAAUAAGCAUCAAAAUCUGGAUGGUCUUUAUAUGGUGGAAGAUAAAAGGCCCUUAGUUGUAAGUGCUGCCCAUGUUAUUAGCAAGAAAAAUGACUCCUCUGGCCGGGAAACUUCAAGAAUUGCAGAAGAGAUGGAAGAAGCUGUAUUUAGUGAUGCGUCUUGUGGCAAUUCCAAAAUGGCAUCGGUUAAUUCAGAGAGUGACAUGUUAAUGGAAAGUUCCAUGGAUAUACCUGGAAAAUCUGAAGUUUCUGUUAAACAACUCAAUGAAAAGUCUACUGAGAUUGAAGAGUUUUGUAAGGUACAGGGGGACAGCUCCAUCCAAAAUGAAUCUGCAAAAGUUGAUGAAUGUCGAAGCAAACCAUUAUCAAUUUCAGAUGAAACUGAACUGGCAUCUAGUCAAGAUCCCAAUUCUGGUUCCAAGGAUGAUUGUUGUUAUUCUUUGGAAAUAACGAUUCCAAACAAAGUAUCUGCUGCAAGUGAAGAAAUUCAGGAAUCUGUCUCUCCAAUAGAUAAUAUAGAUGGUUAUGAAGGUAGGGAAAAUUCACCCAAAUUUGAAAAUAUAAGUACAGCAGAGGACACCAAUACUACAAAAGAUACAAUGCAAUUGAGAGCCCCAGCAGAGAUCAUAAGUGCAGAUUCUCAGGUAGAUAGGGAGAAGUUUAACGAGGACAGAAGCAUUGCAGAAAACUUGUUGAUAAAUGCAUUUGAGAAAGGAGAAACAGGAGAGAGCAAAGAGAGGUUUAGACAGCGGCUUUGGUGUUUUCUUUUUGAAAACCUGAAUAGAGCUGUUGAUGAACUUUAUCUUUUAUGUGAAUUAGAAUGUGACGUGGAACAGAUGAAAGAGGCAGUUCUUGUGCUUGAAGAAGCACAGUCUGACUUCAGAGAACUAAAAACUAGAGUUGAUGGAUUUGAUAAAGCAAGAGAAUCCUCUUUUGCUUCCCAAACUUUGUCAAAUGCAACAACUGUCAGUGCAAAGGUUGAGCACCGUCGACCUCAUGCUCUUUCUUGGGAGGUACGAAGAAUGGCAAGCUCACCACGCAGGGCAGAAAUACUUUCUUCAUCCCUUGAGGCCUUCAAAAAAAUUCAAGAAGAAAGUGCAAGUAAAAAUGCAACUCGCUCGAGUAAGAGAAGAGAUACCACUUAUCCUCCAUUGGCACAAAGCCGUAGGGAAAAUGUUCCAGGGAAAUCGUCUGCAACAGCACGUGACUCAGUGCCGACUUCUAAAGAAGUUAGUGCAAAGCUGAAAGGAAAGCAAAUAUAUAAUUCUGAGUCUGGAAACCGUGGCUCCAUGGGUGAAAAAAAGCAUGCUGAACUGGUUAAGUCAGCUAAAGAAAUCUCAUCAGAAGCUAGAAUGGUGCAAAAAAAUCCACAUUUUACAUCCCCUCAACUAUCAGGCAAGAGGGAAGGAAACUCAUCAACAUGCAAUGGUUCAAGUUCUAGUUCAAAAGUUGAACUUUUUAGGCCUGUUUCUGAAAUGGACGCAGCCAGUACUCGGCGAUUAAAAUUACCCUUGUCUGAAAAUCGGGCUAACAAGAACGGUAAAGGAGGUGAUCCCUUUCGGCGUCAAUCUGCUAUGGACAAAGAGAAGGACAGGAGACCAUUACUAACAAAAACAUUGGAUGCUUGGAAAGAGAAAAGGAAUUGGGAAGAUAUACUUGCAUCACCUCUGCGAAGCUGUUCUAGGACUGCUCAUUCUCCAAUUGUUAGCAGGAGAAGCACAGAAAGGGUUCGGGUUUUACAUGAUAAAUUAAUGUCACCUGAACGAAGGAGGAAGAGCCCUCUAGACAUGAAAAAGGAAGCUGAUGAAAAGCAUGCCCGUGCAACAAGGAUAAGAAGAGAGCUAGAGAAUGAACGAGCUCAACGCUUACAACGAGUAUCUGAAAAAUUGACUCGGGUUAGUGAGUUGCAAGCUGUAAGAAACUCCAAACUUCGAGAGGGCAUGCAUGCCCGGCAACAACGUGGUGAAUCACGCCAUGAAGCUUACCUGGCACAGAUUUCAAGAAGAGCAAGUGAUGAGAGCAAUAAAGUAAGUGAGGUUCGAUUUAUUACUUCUUUGAAUGAAGAGAACAAAAAGUUGUCAUUACGGCAAAAACUACAAGAUUCAGAGUUGAGAAGAGCUGAGCGUCUGCAGAAUAUCAAGAUUAAACAGAAAGAGGAUAUAGCUAGGGAAGAAGCAGUAUUAGAACGAAGAAAACUACUAGAGGCUGAGAAAUUACAGCGCCUUGCUGAAAUACAGCGUAAAAAGGAAGAAGCCUUAGCAAGAAGAGACGAGGAACGUAAGGCAGCCAGUGCAGCACGAGAAGCAAAAGCUGUGGAACAAGUCCGGAAAAAAGAAGUCAGAGCCAAAGCUCAACGUGAAGAAGCUGAACUUCAAGCACAAAAGCUAGCUGAGAGGUUGACUGAAAGUGAACUUCGACGGAAAGUCUACUUGGAGCAGAUACGUGAAAAAGCUUCCAUGGAUUUUCGAGAACAAGCAUCUCCCUCAUCACGGCGGCCAUCAAGUAAAGAUGGGCAGCAAAGAUCUGCAUUGAAUCAAUCUUCUGAAGGGUAUUCAGCAACUGCAGUCACUGGAUUCACAUGCGUUGCUACAAGUUCUUCUAGUAGUCUUUUACAGCAGCAGUCGUUUAAAAAGAGGGUGAAAAAAAUACGGCAGAGACUGAUGGCAUUGAAAUAUGAAUUUGUUGAACCUCCAGUGGGUAUUGAGAGCAAUGGGCUUGGCACAAUAGCAGUGGCAGGAGCUGCCAGAUUAAAAAUAGGAAGAUGGCUACAAGACCUUCAAAGGUUGCAGCAGGCCAGGAAGGCAGGGGCUGCAAGCACAGGCUUAAUAAUUGGAGAAAUGAUAAAGUACCUUGAAGGAAAGGAAGCUGAGCUUCAUGCGGCUCGCCAGGCAGGCUUACUUGAUUUUAUUGCUUCUGCACUUCCUGCCUCACAUACAUCAAAGCCAGAAGCUUGUCAGACAACAAUUUCACUUCUUCGAAUAAUGAAAGUGGUGUUAGCUUUAGCGGCCAAUCGCAGCUAUUUUAUAGCCCGUAAUUUAUUGCCCCCUCUUAUUCCUAUGUUGUCGACAGCUCUUGAAAAUUAUUGUACCAUUGCAGCAUCAAAUAACAGCUAUGCUGGUGUGUCAGGAAACACUAACACAUCAACUGAUAAAUUUUUUGAUGAGAAACUCGAAACAAUAGGUGAAGUGCUGGGAGGGCUUUUAUGGUCUGUCGCAGCUAUCAUGGGUCACACUUGCUCCGAUGAUCGUCAAUUGCAGAUGCAGGAUGACUUGGCUGAACUGAUUGUGGCUUGCAAAGUUAUUCACCAUUUGCGUGACUUGUUUUCUCUUUUUGAUAGACCUCAGAUAGAAGGGGCUCCUUUCCCAGCUCCUGUACUUCUGGGGCUAAAAUUAUUGGGAAUUUUGACGUGUAAGAGGGGAAAUCUUUCAUUUGAAGGCUGGGAAGCAUGCUCAACCCCAGUUGUUAUGUUACCUGCAAUACAGAAAUUUGAAUCUGCAGACAAUGAGGGAACUUUGGCUUCUGUGCAGGAUUCUUCUUCAGAGAAAAUAACUGAAUAUUAUCCAUUUGAAUGGAAUUCAAAGGAGGGAACACAGAUAUCUGAACCUGGUUUGAUCAAGAAAGAGGAGGCAAAGAGUGAACUGCCUGCAUUGGAGGAAAAUGAGGAGCUUAAGAAUGCUGUUUGUGAAAAUGUUGUAAACACCAAACAGUCAGAGUCAACUAGAGUAAAUAUGGCAAAUAUCAGCCCAGAAGAAGCUGCUACUUGGGAAUGGACAAAGUCAUGUAGCUCACAAAUGAAAGGUGGUGGAAAAUCAGCAGAAGAGGCAAAGACUGAGCCAGAUAAUACUUCAUCAGAAAAGGUUGAUGACCAGAGGGUUUUGGCAAGAAACAGAAGUGAAAAAAUGCCAGGAGCAAUCACCAAUCGAUCUAUUGCAUUUUUGGUAUCAGUUAUAGCUGAAACAGGCUUGGUAGGUCUGCCAUCACUGUUGACUGCCGUUCUUUUACAAGCGAAUCCUCGAGCGAAUUCUGAGCAAGCAGCAUAUAUGCUUCCAGUCAAUUUUGAAGAAGUGGCAACUGGUGUUUUGAAGAUUAUGAAUAAUUUGGCUCACUUGAAUCUUAAUCUUGUACAAAGUAUGCUGGCAAGGCCAGACUUACAGAUGGAGUUCUUCCAUUUGAUGAGCUUCCUUCUUUCUCAUUGUACAGGCAAGUGGAAGACCACAACUGAUCAGGUGGCAUUACUAUUGUUCGAAACGCUUUUACUGCUUGGUUAUUUUGCGUUGCUUCAUUCCGGUAAUCAAGCUGUACUUCGUUGGGGGAAAAGCCCCACAAUACUUCACAAGAUAUGUGAUCUGCCAUUUGCAUUCUUCAGUGAUCCACAGUUAACGCCAGUUUUAGUUGGGACACUGUUAGCUGUGUGUUAUGGAUGUGAACAAAAUCGGGAUGUUGUUCAACAGGAGCUCAGCAUGGAUAUGUUGCUUGUCCUUCUGAAGUCUUCUAAACAAGAUUUACAGGCAUCUCCUGAUUCUAAGCAGAUGAUUGUUCCGAGGGUUGGUAUUCAACUAGAUGUCCAGUCAAAUUCUAUUUCUUAUCAGAGUGGAACUAUGGAUGUGAUAAUGGAAGAGUCAGAAGAGGAAAUGCAAAGCAUACAAGAAAAAGACACAUCUUUGAACUCUCAAGAAAUGUCAAGAAAGCUUCCUGCAGCUUCACCAGUUGCUGACAAUUUUAGUCUUUCACAUCAGCAGCCUAAUGCCAAGCCAUGCAAGAUUAGUCUUAUUUCAGAUCAUGCAAACAGCAUAAAAAGGUCAAACAGAAUUGUCAGUAAAUCAGCUUCACAGGGAGACUCUGCUUUAAAGGAAUCAAUUAGUACAAGAAUCAACACUACAGGUAAAGCUGCUAAGGGAAAGCUAGUUUCCUCUAACAAAGAGUUUUCAGCAAACCAAGGAAAAUGUUCGAGGGUGCCCAAUCCGGAGAGUGUCCAAAGAGCUCCUAUGUCUAUUUCAUCAAAGCGUAGUGGGUCAGUAAUAUUUCCAGAUCUGAAAACCAGUUCAUCUAUUGGAUUACAUUCACAUGGACUGAAGGUUGCCAAAGAAUACCCAGAAAAUUUUCUGCUUUCACCAGCUUUCAAGCUAUCCAAUCGAUUCCCUGUCAAUCUUAUAGAUCAUGCACAAGAAUUCUUUGCAGCUGGUCUUGAUUAAGUGCCAAGUUUUCAGUAUAGAGACUAUUGGUCACAUACUUGCAUGGAACUGGAGCUAAAAUAUGCGUUCUAUCAUUUGGUGGUUUAGUAGCUGCCUUCCUAAAUAAAUAAUGGGCCUUUUCAGAUUAAAUACUACUAAGCCUAGUUACAUGUUAUUUUUUAUCUAAUAUGGGCCAAAGUGGCAUGUUGGGCAUGAAAGGGCUAAGGUUACGAAGGUAGAAACAAUCAUGUUGGGUUACAUAAGGACUUGUCUUGCGUCCAUGCAGUGAAAGGUUUUUGACAGAAGCAUUUUGGUUCACCUUAAAAGAAAGUUUUCUAUGUUGCUGCACCAGGUGUCUCAAGUGAAGAUAUCAAAGUGAUUUUGAAUUUCGUUAAACACGAAUCAUCUGAAUACAAACAUCUGCAUAUGAAUUAAUAUUUGCUUAUGCUGUAAAUUUCAAUUUGGGUUGCUAUCAGAUGAAAUGUAUAUUUCUUUCUCCUUUGAUGGGCACAUCAAUCUUGUGUGUUCUUAUAAUUCCUAUUCUAUAACCUGGUAUACUUUUUAGGUAUUAAGUAUAACAGUGUUUAAUUUUGGUUUAGAUCUGUUCCACAUUUCUGUCAUCGUUUUCCCUUCCUAAGUUGGGUUUGGAAAUUUUUGGGAAAAUCUGCGUUUCAUGUUCUUAUCAUAUACUGGUCUAUCAACAUCUCUUUUUCUAUUAACCUGUUGAUGGAUCAGAAACUAUUGUGCAUUGCUCUAGAAAUUUGUUUGUCUAGACUCUUAAUAGAUGCAUAAUUUAUCAGGAGUUUUCUCCGAUGUGUUCAACUUUC